AUGAUUAUCCAGGCAGCGAAACCAGCAGUCGCCGUGGCAAGAAGUCAGCCAUCUCGUGCUCGAGUUCGUGCCAUGGCUGUAUGCCCUUUGGCCCUUAUCGAAUCACCGAGAGAUGGACAAUCGGAUAUGAGUGUGGAAUUGGUGGUGCCGAGGUAUGUGGAGCGCGGUUCCAGCGCCACAUUCAAAUGCAAGCACAAUGUGGUACCGGAGAUACUAUUCAAGGUGACAUGGCUAAAGGUUGAAAAGGGCAAAUUCUUCGAAUUUAUAAAUGGACGAACGCCGCCCUUUCGCAAUUCAACCAUCGAAGGGGCUGAAAUUGACUGGGAGAAAUCGAAUGAGACGCAGGUUACGUUGAAGAAUGUGCAAUUCGACCUCUCAGGGCAGUUCUUCUGUGAAGUCUCGACGGAUACGCCCAUUUUCACCAAAGCCAGCGCCGAUGAGCUGAUGAGCGUGUUCUUGCCUCAGACAGCUCCUCCCGCCAUCAAGUUUCGGAAGCGAACACCGUUUGCAAUCGGCGAGAAGCUAUUUGCCCUGUGCAAUACAACCCGAGGUCGUCCCGCGCCUCACGUCACCUGGUUAAUCAAUGGGAAAAAGGUGGAAGAGAAAUACGUCCGCACGCAUCACGUGUAUUCAUUCAACGGCAAGCACCAGCGUCGAACACAACAACAACAACAGACCCAGCUGACUCAGCAGCAGCUGCAACAUUACUAUCAGCAACAAUACUACAACCAGUAUCAGUCCCAGUAUCACGUGCCCCACUACAUCGACCGCUAUGACAAGAGUCUGCGGUGGGGAGGUGCUCGUCCUGAUGAUUUCUCACACUUUGCUCCGCAUCAUGGCCACGAUGGACAUGGCCAUCAUGGCGGAGGCGUUGGCAGCAUCUACAACAAUCCGUUUAGCUCGCUGGCCAAUUACCACGACAUUGGAGAGAUACACGAGAUACAUCAGCGCAACUACGAAAUUACAAAGAAGCACAUGGAGCAGAAGAAGCAGCAGCAAAUGGAGAUGAAGAAGCACAGGAACUCGAACCGAAAAUUCCGCCGGCAUAUCACCGAGAAUGCGCUGGGCAUUAUUCGCAGCACCUUGAAUAACGGCGGCUUUGGGCCCCAGGCGCCCAACAUGAAUAAGGAACUGGGCAUACCAUCGAAUGCUGGGCCCAUGAAUCAGCUGGCCGCUGGCUAUCAACGUCCGCUCUCACAUCCUGGCGGCAGCAGCGGGGUAGCAGCGGCAGCGGCUGCAGUGACCGCUGCGCAGCAGGAGAAGGGCAUGUACAGCAUUAGUCAGCUUAACCUGGAAAUUACUGAGCAGCAUGUGGGCAGUAAUGGACGCAUGGAGAUCACAUGCCUGUCCACGAUACCAGCGACGAUUGGACAGGGCGAGCAGUAUGCCGAUUACAAAACAUUUUCGGUCAAAGUGGAGGUCGAGCGACAUCAAGCGUCCUCCACGUCCACAGCACCACCGAGCAUUGGCAUGGCGGCCCUCGGUAAUGGAAAUGGCCACGGAAACGAAACCUCUGCCGGGUGGAGGGCGCGCGGAGUUGUCCUGACGCAUCUGUGGUCUUUGGCGACACUGUUUGUGUUCGUGCUGCUGUCCCUGAGCUACUAAGGAGCACCUGCAGCCGGAGAUGCUAUCAAACUAAAGGAGAGAAGACCACCGACAUUGUAAAAGGUACAGUAAUCCAAAACCCACUGCAGUAACAGCAAAAUUGAGAGCACGAGCAAAAGCAACACAUGCAAGUUAGCUUUUACACAACACAAAA
Drosophila innubila is the source of this 1759-nucleotide messenger RNA. RefSeq lists its product as uncharacterized. The coding region runs from base 1 to 1605 and encodes 534 amino acids. The transcript has 9 exons. The record is from RefSeq and is a predicted model, not a curated record. Lineage: Eukaryota; Metazoa; Arthropoda; Insecta; Diptera; Drosophilidae.